AUGACGACUCCCUCAGAGGCAGAUCUGAUCCAGGUCGCUAACAAUCUGCUCCAUCCGCAUGGCCUGCAAGUGGGAUCCUGUAAGGUACUGCAGAGCUUGUGGGCUGGAUACGGAGUCACUGCCCGGAUCAAUGCCACACCGUGCCCUGCACCCCAGGGCGGACUCGCGAGGACUUUGAUUCUGAAGUAUAUCUCUCCACCCUCCGGGCGGGAACACGAUGAGGGUCAUUUCCGCAAAGUAAUCUCGUAUCAAGUCGAGAGGCAUUUCUAUGAGCAUCUCGCAGAGGAAUUGCCGGGAGAGAUUGCGAUCGCGGAGUGUCUGGGCAGCUGCGCGGUGGGAGGAGAGGGUGUGGCGCUUCUGUUGGAGGAUUUGGGGGAGAGCUUCCGAGUCGCGGGCGAGAAGAGAGGUGUGCUGAACGCGACGCAGGUCCGAGCGGCGGUGAGGUGGCUGGGUGAGUUUCAUGGGUUCUGGUGGGGGAGAGUGGCGAACGAAGGGACUCGGGAAGAGAUGAGGAGGCCGCCGUUGGAGGAAGCGAAGAUGGCCGGCGAGAGAGAUGGAGUGUGGUUGAACGGAGGGUAUACCUACCUGGCAACGCGACGGAAAGAAUACGACUCGCUCCGAGGAGACUCCAGCUCCGAAUGGUCCGAGAGGCUAUGUUUACCUCUUCCGCAGGCCCAGGGGAGGAGUAUCACCGAGCUUGUGGCUCAGGUCCUGGCUCCCUCUCCCAAACCAUCAUCCCAAUCGCGCAUCGCCAAGUAUGAGACGCUCAUUCACGGGGAUGUCAAGUCCGAGAACCUAUUCACCACGCUCUCGGGCCACGAGGUCGCAUUUUUCGACUUUCAAUACGUGGGCCUGGGCCUCGGAGUGUGCGACCUGGCCAAGCUCUUCACCUGCUCCGUUCCAAUUUCCAUGCUCUGCACGGCGUCGGAUCCCAUGCCGCAUGCAUUAGAUCUGGACGCGGGAGAACGGGAGCUCUUGCAUGCGUAUCGAAAAGCCAUCGAUCCGAAAGGGAAGAUGUACCCAUCACAGGAGCUGGAAAGGCAUUGGCAGACGGCACUGGUCGACUGGCUGAGGUUUCAGGCGAGUUGGGGAUUCUGGGGGAAUACGGCAUGGUUGGAAGCGAGGGUGAGGUUCAUUCUCCAGGACGAAGGGUGGAGACGGUGGGUGCUGGACGCGGCGGUGGGAGAAGAGGCAUGUGGCUAG
Molecule: messenger RNA, 1203 nt
Organism: Lecanosticta acicola
Lineage: Eukaryota; Fungi; Ascomycota; Dothideomycetes; Mycosphaerellales; Mycosphaerellaceae
Source: the annotation of a GenBank genome assembly